AUGGGUCCACCUGUGAAGCCAUACGAUCUUUUCCGCCACAAGCCGUUGAACCUAAGCGAAAACUCUUUCCGACUGCUCGAUAUCAAUGGUGUUUCUCCAGAAGGCCUCAUCGAAUGUACCAUCAAUGAAUACAACCGCGAUGACUUGCAUCAAUCUUACCGCGCUCUAUCAUAUACCUGGGGUCCUGAAACGCCGGCUGGGUGGAUCCUCCUGAACGGAAAGGCGUUUCGUGCCCGAGAAAAUCUUAUACGGUUCCUCGAAGCCACCUCCUCUCACCGCGAGGCGCGCAAGGGCAUCUGGAUCGACGCGAUUUGCAUCGAUCAGGACAAUACAACUGAAAAGAUGCAACAAGUCAAGCAUAUGGACGACAUCUACCGCAAUGCCGCUACAGUUUUCGCCUGGCUUGGAGAUGCCACUGGGGAUUACCAGGAGCUCCACGAGCUUCUGAAAAAGUUCGAAGAGACACCAGAAGGCGGGGUGCCUAACAGGUCCAGUGCCAUAUUUGGGAUACUGAGAGGUUCAUCUGCUGUUCGUGAGCAGAUGCUGGACGUGCUAUCACGACCAUAUUGGACGCGUAUGUGGAUCAUUCAGGAGAUUACUCUUGCACAGACCGAUGUGCGCCUGCUCUUUGGAAAACACACCUUAUCAUGGAAGACGGUCAAGCCCCUAUCUGUAAUGAUUAAGAGUGACGUCAAAUACCGGCUUUUCUUUCGCACAGUGCCAGCAUACCAAGUGGCCAAAGCAGCGGACCUCCUGCGAAGUAAAUCCAGGCCUUUGACUAUCCUUGGGUUGCUCAAAGAGCUGGAUGGCGGUGGCCUUUGCGCAGACGCACGCGACAAAGUCUACGCACUCCUUGGAAUGGCCAGCGAUACCGGAGCCCUGGAACCGGAUUACACCAUCACGGGCGCGGAACUGUUCUUUCGGGUGCUGAAAAGCGAGACCUCUUUGGUGAAAACAAACACCGUCACCAUUGAUGACAUCGCUACGCUAAAGGAGGCCAUGGGCAUGCAGAGGAAUUUUUCCGGUUUAAAGGAGACGGCCUUGCAGUCAGAACUCUUCAUCAGCACUGGAAUCCAUUGGGAAGUGGCGUAA
This is a messenger RNA of Lasiodiplodia theobromae, 1092 nucleotides long. RefSeq lists its product as uncharacterized. The transcript is spliced from 2 exons. NCBI's taxonomy places the organism in Eukaryota, Fungi, Ascomycota, Dothideomycetes, Botryosphaeriales, Botryosphaeriaceae. The record is from RefSeq and is a predicted model, not a curated record. The coding region runs from base 1 to 1092 and encodes 363 amino acids.